This is a messenger RNA of Eutrema salsugineum, 1936 nucleotides long. RefSeq names its product ALBINO3-like protein 1, chloroplastic. Gene Ontology annotation, cellular component: chloroplast thylakoid membrane. The record is from RefSeq and is a predicted model, not a curated record. Gene Ontology annotation, biological process: thylakoid membrane organization; protein localization to chloroplast; protein insertion into membrane. Lineage: Eukaryota; Viridiplantae; Streptophyta; Magnoliopsida; Brassicales; Brassicaceae. The transcript has 10 exons. Gene Ontology annotation, molecular function: membrane insertase activity. Bases 160 to 1671 code for a protein of 503 amino acids.
CAAAACAAAGUUAGCUUCCUCCACUUCCUGGUCGGUCUCGCGCACUGAGACGCGAAGCAAGAACAAUCAAUACUAAUCCAAAUCCAAAUUCCCCGAUUUCUUCUGAACCAAAACCCUAAAACUCACCUACCUUCUUCUUCUUCUUCUCGCUUGAGAGAGAUGGCCUCUUCGAUACCUCUAAAGCCCACGAACCUUCUCCUCUCGUCUUUCUCCACAAGCAGAGUCCUCCAUUUCCGCCCCUCCCGUUUCAGCCACAGACCGUCGUCUUGUCGCCGGACUCUGGUGGCUCAAUUCGGGUUCAGACCAGGUUCGUUUCCCGACCCAGGCUUGUCUCUCGAUUUGAUCAAGGACCAUGCCGAGAAUCUUCUCUACACCAUCGCUGAUGCCGCCGUUUCGUCCUCUGACACCAUUGAAUCCGUCGCUGGCACUACUACCACAAAACAGAACAGUGAUUGGUUCUCUGGUAUUGCCAAUUACAUGGAAACUGUUCUCAAGGUUUUGAAAGAUGGGUUAUCAACUGUACAUGUACCUUAUUCAUAUGGUUUCGCUAUCAUUCUACUCACCGUGCUUGUUAAGGCAGCUACGUUCCCAUUGACGAAAAAACAGGUUGAAUCUGGCAUGGCCAUGAAGUCGUUGCAGCCUCAAAUAAAGGCUAUUCAAGAACGGUAUGCCGGUGAUCAGGAGAAAAUUCAGCUUGAAACUGCCAGAUUGUAUAAACUUGCUGGAAUAAAUCCACUUGCAGGCUGCCUCCCCACACUAGCCACAAUACCAGUUUGGAUUGGGUUAUAUCGAGCUCUCUCAAAUGUUGCAGAUGAGGGACUUUUAACGGAAGGCUUUUUCUGGAUUCCAUCACUUGCCGGUCCAACAACUGUUGCUGCAAGACAGAGUGGCAGUGGAAUUUCAUGGCUGUUCCCUUUCAUUGAGGGACACCCACCUCUCGGAUGGUCAGACACAUUAGCAUAUCUUGUCUUACCUCUAUUGCUCGUCUUCUCUCAGUACCUCUCCAUUCAGAUUAUGCAGUCCUCGCAAUCGCAGAGUAAUGAUCCAGCCAUGAAGAGCUCACAAGCGGUGACGAAGUUUCUUCCGCUGAUGAUUGGCUAUUUUUCACUGUCAGUUCCUUCUGGUUUAAGUCUUUAUUGGCUAACAAACAACAUUUUGAGCACAGCACAGCAAGUAUGGCUUCAAAAGUAUGGUGGUGCCAAAAAUCCGAUGGAGAAGUUGUCUAAUUUGGUCAUGAAGGAAGAUAAAACUCAGAAAGCUGAGAAGUCUAUUUCAGAACCGCUAGUUCAGAAGUCUGUUUCAGAACUGAAAAUACCAAGAGAGAAGAGUGGUGAAAAAGUGACUUCAGAAGGGCCUAAGCCUGGUGAAAGGUUUAGGCUGCUCAAAGAGCAAGAAGCAAAGAGACGUCGAGAAAAAGAAGAGGAGAGGCAGAAAGCUGAAGCAGCUCUGUCAAAUAAAAAUACAGACAGCGCACAGGAACAGGAUGGAAAAUCUGAUACAGUUGAUAUCACUGAAGGAGAAAACCAAAAAACAGAACUUUCUGCAGUGGAAGAAACAGCUGAUGGCUCUGUCGCUGUGAAUGGGAAGCCAUCCAAUCAAAAGGACGAGACUACGAAUGGGAAAUUCGGCGUUGGCCAUGAAACAGAACAACACCAUUCUCAUGAAACAUAGAAGAGGUAAACACCAAAGGCGAAGUCAAACAAAGAAAGAUGAAUUGAUUUGUAUAAGACAGGAGGAGGAAUCUCAUAACUCGACCGUAGCCCCUCUGCAACAAAGUUCAAAGUCUAUAGAUCUUAAGAGUGGGAAAGGCUGGUCUUUAAGGUUUAGAGUUUGUGCAGAGACCAUAGGAAAUGGCCAAAUUGGUCUUUGUAAGUCAUAAAAGCUUGAUUCAUGUUCCUUACAUUCUCAUGCAUAAGAAGAAACACGUUUAUCCACA